This is a messenger RNA of Carica papaya (papaya), 850 nucleotides long. RefSeq lists its product as uncharacterized. Lineage: Eukaryota; Viridiplantae; Streptophyta; Magnoliopsida; Brassicales; Caricaceae. The record is from RefSeq and is a predicted model, not a curated record.
ACUUGCUUCUCAAGCUUAUCUUCUCUAUAUAAAUUCCCAAACCCAAAUCUCUCAUUUACCCCCUCCCCUCCUCCAUUUCAUCUAAAACCUCACACCCUUUUUGUCUUUUUCCCUGUUCCCCAACAUGAAGAGAGAGGGUCGCCAACAUGGUAUGGUUCGAACAUGUAGAAUCCUCCCAUCCCCCUUGGACCCCAGACCGCCCGCCUCUAAGUUUGUAAAUCAGUUUGAUUCUCUUCCCACCGCUGGAUUAUUUACCAAGGUGCAGUCCAAACCCACAAAUCAUUCUAAAUUUACAGGCAAAUGCAGUCGGCCUAAAUGUUUUGGGUGUCACAUCCAUCCUGCUCGCAAGGCCAAAGACAAGACCAAAGGCUCCUACAAGCUUAAGUCUGAUGAUGUCGUUGCCAACUAUAAAUUGACAUCUUGGAAGGUCGUCGAUCGAUGUAUAGGUUCGAAUUUACCUGGAUUUUCUAACUCUAGAAUUUUAGAAGAUUUGUCCGCCAUGUACGUAGAUGACUACGAUCAUGAUCUUGAAGAUAACGAAUCUGAUAACCACUCCGACGUACGUGACCAAAUCCAUGAUAAAUCAACUUUCGAUUCUCAAUCUUCAGAAAUUAACAAUAACAACGACACUAACAAUGGUUUGGAAGAUGACGACGACUUCAGUUUUUGCGACGUGGAAAUCAUCUUAGAUCGAGCUCAAGGAGACGAAGGUUGGUGUAUAGUGGAAGAAAUGUGAAGUCCAACUUAUUUGUAUUUGUAUUGUAUUGUAUUGUAUUUUAAUCUGUAAAUUUAUAUUUGAUGUGAAAUUUUAAGUUCCUUCUAAUAAAUUUUCAGUUUCAGAACUUAUAAA